AUGCCUCAACAAAAAACACGUACUAACACGACUUUAGCAUGUAUAAAUUGUCAAUGGAGACAUGGAAGAUGCGAAAGACUUUCUGGGGAGGACAUCUGUACAAGCUGUAAAAAACACAAUCGACUCUGUGUCUUUAUUCCUGGUAAUAAACAUGAACCAAAGUCACGCAGACAAAAUCCUGGGUUUGCAAACCCUCAGCCUUUUUCAAAUAUUAACACUUGUAUACCUAGUAUUGAAAAUAUUAGUAAUAGCUUACACCCAGUAUCAAGAGCACCUUACAUUCAGCAUCAACUUAUGCCCGAUGUCGAGAGCUAUUCAUACCUGAUACCAUAA
Racocetra persica is the source of this 333-nucleotide messenger RNA. The record is from the annotation of a GenBank genome assembly. NCBI's taxonomy places the organism in Eukaryota, Fungi, Glomeromycota, Glomeromycetes, Diversisporales, Gigasporaceae.